Molecule: messenger RNA, 959 nt
Organism: Phaethon lepturus (White-tailed tropicbird)
Lineage: Eukaryota; Metazoa; Chordata; Aves; Phaethontiformes; Phaethontidae
Product: paired box protein Pax-3
Exons: 5
Biological process (GO): anatomical structure development; regulation of transcription by RNA polymerase II
Molecular function (GO): RNA polymerase II cis-regulatory region sequence-specific DNA binding; DNA-binding transcription factor activity, RNA polymerase II-specific
Source: RefSeq, a predicted model, not a curated record
CAUCAGCACCCCAGUCUGAUGAAGGCUCUGACAUAGAUUCUGAACCAGAUUUACCUUUAAAAAGAAAGCAGCGUCGCAGCAGGACAACCUUCACGGCAGAGCAACUGGAAGAGCUGGAAAGAGCUUUUGAGAGGACACACUACCCUGAUAUUUAUACUAGGGAAGAACUUGCGCAAAGAGCCAAACUCACAGAGGCUCGUGUCCAGGUCUGGUUUAGUAACCGUCGCGCUAGAUGGAGGAAACAGGCAGGAGCCAAUCAACUGAUGGCUUUCAACCAUCUGAUCCCAGGAGGAUUUCCACCCAGUGCCAUGCCAACUUUGCCGACGUACCAGCUCUCUGAGCCCUCCUAUCAACCCACCUCCAUACCGCAAGCUGUGUCUGAUCCAAGCAGUACCGUCCAUAGACCUCAGCCUCUUCCUCCAAGCACUGUACACCAAAGCAGCCUCCCUUCGAAUCCAGAGAGCAGCUCUGCCUAUUGCCUACCCAGCACCAGGCAUGGAUUUUCCAGCUAUACAGACAGCUUUGUGCCUCCGUCCGGGCCCUCAAAUCCCAUGAACCCUGCCAUUGGCAAUGGCCUUUCACCUCAGGUAAUGGGACUCCUGACUAACCACGGUGGUGUGCCUCACCAGCCCCAAACCGAUUAUGCCCUGUCCCCUUUAACUGGGGGCCUGGAGCCCACCACCACUGUGUCAGCCAGCUGCAGCCAGCGGCUGGAUCAUAUGAAGAGUUUAGACAGCCUGCCUACGUCCCAGUCCUACUGCCCACCAACCUACAGCACCACGGGUUACAGCAUGGACCCUGUCACAGGCUACCAGUAUGGACAAUAUGGACAAAGUGCCUUUCAUUAUCUGAAGCCAGAUAUUGCAUAAAUGAACUGUCCACUUCAAGUUAAAGCUGGUCUUGUUUUCCGGUCUCACUCCAAGGCUUGGAUACGAGGGAUCUUCUCAACACACUGCAGU